AUCAAGAGGAGCGCACAGCACCAGAACAGUGCGCAAAAAUAGAAGAUAGGCGACUCUGAACUGAUAAAGGGGGUAUAGUGUGUUCAAUUUGCCAAGGGACAUCCUUUAUUCGUCUUAGUUCGAGCUGCACUUUAUACUUGGGUAAAAUGUUAAGAGUAUUGGAGACGUUAUUGACCCUCCUGAUGUGGGGUUACUGCGUUCUGGCCACGCAGGUCUCCUUCUCCAACUUCUCCAUGGACAACGAGGUGCGCUCAAGCUUCAUCCAGCGGCGGCUCCGGAGCCAGGAGCGCAGGGAGAUGCAACGGGAGAUCCUCUCCAUCCUGGGGCUGCCGCACCGCCCGCGGCCGCACGUCCACACCAAGCAGAACGCUGCGCCGAUGUUCAUGCUGGACCUGUACAACACCAUAUCCACAGACGCACAGCCGCCCGGAUAUUCGUACUACAAGCCCGCUGUACCGACCCAGGUCUCCCCCAUGGUGACCCCGCAGGACAACCGCUUCCUCGAGGACGCAGACAUGGUGAUGAGCUUCGUUAACCUCGUUGAUCAGGAUCAGGAUCAUCUGUUCCAACAGCACAGGCGAGAAUUUCGGUUCGACCUUUCCCGAAUCCCAGAGGGAGAGGCCGUUACAGCAGCCGAAUUCAGGAUUUAUAAAGAAUUCAUCCAGGAAAGCUUCGAGAACCAGACGUUCAGAGUCAGCGUGUACCAGGUCCUGCAGCAACCUCCAAAUAGUGAAGUGGAGCUCCUCUUGCUGGACCAGCGAGAAGUGUGGGCUGCAGAGGAGGGCUGGCUCAUCUUUGACCUCACGGCCACCAGUAACCUGUGGCUGUCGGACCCCGAGCAGAACCUGGGCCUACAUCUGGUCCUGGAGGACAGCCGCGGCCAGAGAAGGAACCCCCUGCUGGCAGGUCUGGUGAUCGGCAGUGGACCUCAGGACAGGCAGCCUUUCAUGGUCGCCUUCUUCAGAGCCGAUGAGGUGCGUUUACGCAGCAUCCGCUCCGCUCAGGGCCACAAAGGGCGCCAUUCUAACCGCUCCAAAUCCCAGAGGACUGUUCAAGAUGCACUGAAGGCUGUAGAGGCUGCAACAGAUAACCUCAGCAUCUCUAAAGAGGGAUGUAAAAAGCACGAGCUGUAUGUCAGCUUCAGGGAUUUGGGAUGGCAGGACUGGAUCAUAGCACCAGAGGGUUAUGCAGCGUACUACUGUGAGGGAGAAUGUGCCUUCCCUCUAAACUCCUACAUGAAUGCCACCAAUCAUGCUAUUGUGCAAACUCUGGUGCACUUUAUCAACCCGGAGACGGUCCCAAAGCCCUGCUGUGCACCUACCCAGCUCCAUGGCAUCUCUGUGCUGUACUUUGACGACAGCUCCAAUGUCAUCCUCAAGAAGUACCGCAACAUGGUGGUCAGAGCUUGUGGCUGUCACUGACCGCCUCUUCCCCCUCGCGUGAGCUCUUUCAAUCCGGAUGGAUUCUCAAUUAAAGGCAGAGAGGUGGAACAAGAGACAAGAGAUUGACUGGCUGGUUCCUCAGGGAGCUCAGAGCUUUAAUCCGAGCUUCCCACGCAGUAUUAACUUUUACAAUGAACCAAUUAGAGCUGUUUGUCACAGAGAAAGGUUGAACAAAGGGUUUCUUUGUUUUCCUUCACGUGUGACUUGCAGACGUGCACUGCAAGGACUCUGAACAGCGUGGAGCGUUUCUUUCAGGAAAAAAAAAGAAGAAAAAGCGGGGUUCUCUAAUGUGAAACACGCCUCUACCUACAUUUCAAUUUUCUUCACACCAUCAGGUUUCAGAAUAAAAGCACCUGCAUGGAAAUGUGCAUUUUGAAAAAUGAUUUCACAGCUCAUGAAUUUGAAAGCCACAUCCAUCUGUUGAACGUCGCACCUUGUCUUUUGGAACAGAUGAAUAUACUUCUGUCCUGAUGAGGGGGAAAAAAUCAGUGCUGUCCUACAAACAUCACUGGUGUUACGCUGGUUAUUCAGCAGGACGGGGUCAGGUGUAAGACAUCCGGCAGCUCAUGCCUGCACUGCUGAAGUAUUGGAGGUCAUUGAAGAUUGACAGCAGAGACUGUAAAUAACAGUGUGUGUAACUGAAAGGCUGCCUGAUGGGCCUGAUGUUUCCUAAUGCAGACACACGUCACUUGGCCUGAUGUCAGUGAUUCAUCCCAUGAGACAGACAUCGGGGUGUUCACCAUCAUCCCAAACUGCAGAGCUGCAGUAUGUGUCACAGCAGAGCUGCAGGUUGGCAAAGGGUAGCUGAAUUUUUUUCUCCAGAAUAAAUUAAAUAAAUGGAAGCUAGCAAAAAGCAGGUUGGUGUGGGUU
Molecule: messenger RNA, 2312 nt
Organism: Labrus mixtus (cuckoo wrasse)
Lineage: Eukaryota; Metazoa; Chordata; Actinopteri; Labriformes; Labridae
Product: bone morphogenetic protein 7-like
Exons: 7
Coding region: 147-1421 (424 amino acids)
Biological process (GO): SMAD protein signal transduction
Cellular component (GO): extracellular region
Molecular function (GO): cytokine activity; growth factor activity
Source: RefSeq, a predicted model, not a curated record